This is a messenger RNA of Drosophila serrata, 455 nucleotides long. Its product is annotated as ATPase inhibitor mai-2, mitochondrial. Gene Ontology annotation, molecular function: ATPase inhibitor activity. The record is from RefSeq and is a predicted model, not a curated record. Lineage: Eukaryota; Metazoa; Arthropoda; Insecta; Diptera; Drosophilidae. Gene Ontology annotation, cellular component: mitochondrion. Gene Ontology annotation, biological process: negative regulation of ATP-dependent activity.
CAAGUCUUCGAAAGUCAUAGCAACAAAUCACCCCUUAUAUAUAGCUUAACUAUACUAUAUAAAUCGCAGCUAUAAAAGAGAAACAUGUUUACACUGCGCCGGUUCAGUCAGCGUUUGUACCCAAAACAAAUUCAGCACUUGAAAAUGUCACAUGUCGGUGAACUGGGAAGUGGAGCAGGCAAAGGAGGUGGUGGCGGUGGUUCUAUUCGCGAGGCAGGAGGUUCCUUUGGAAAAAUGGAGGCUGCACGCGAGGAGGAAUUCUUCUAUAAGCAGCAAAAAGAACAGCUGAAGAAUCUGAAGACCAAAACAGAUACCAAGGCACCUGAGGCUCCCAAGAAGUGAAUUGUUUUAAAAGUAGAUUCAGCUUAGUAACACAUUAUUUUACAGUCUGAUUUGUAUUUAUAAACAAUGUUUUUUGAAAUAAAAUAUAUGCAUUAGGCUCUAUUAAAAAUGUA